AUGAACAAGGCGUUACGUCAGGCCAUUAUGAAACGGUCUCAAUUGAAAAAUCGUGUCAAUAAAACAAAAAACACGUCGGACAUUAUAAGCUUUAACAAACAACGUAACUAUGUGGUAAAACUUAACAAACUCGCAAAAUUAGACUACUUUAGUAAACUUAAUAUUCGUAAAAACACAAAGCCUUUCUGGCAAACAUGUAAACUAUAUUUUUCUAAUAAGCACGCACAGGGUAAUGCUGAUAUUAUAUUAAUUGAAAACGAUAAAAUUAUAAUGGAAAAUAAGGACAUUGUUGUUAUUUUUAAUUCCUUUUUUGGAAAUAUUGUGAACUCAUUGGACCUUUACAAAUGGCCCAUAGUUCUAGAAAACCAACCUUCAGAUGAGAUAGGUAACAUCACCAGAAAAUAUGCGAACCAUCCCAGUAUAGUAGCUAUAAAAAGUAAUUUUUCCAUAAAUCAUAAAUUUGCAUUUAAUCCAGUAACACUAAACGAAGUCAAAGAAGUUAUUAAAAAUCUACCUACAAACAAAGCUACAAGUGGUGAUAUUCCUGUAAAAAUUCUGAAAGAGUCUGGUCAAUGCUUUGAAAGACUGCGUGAUUGUAAAAACGAGGAUAUAAAAAAUAGUCGCUUUCCAAAUUGCCUGAAAAAUGCAAAUAUAAUUCCCAUAUUCAAAAAGGGUGACAAGACAGUAAAAUCGAAUUAUCGACCAAUUAGUAUUUUGCCUCUUCUGUCGAAGGUCUAUGAAAAAACUUUUAUACAAACAACUAUCAAAUUAUAUUGA
This is a messenger RNA of Hydractinia symbiolongicarpus, 777 nucleotides long. RefSeq lists its product as uncharacterized. The record is from RefSeq and is a predicted model, not a curated record. The coding region runs from base 1 to 777 and encodes 258 amino acids. The transcript has a single exon. Lineage: Eukaryota; Metazoa; Cnidaria; Hydrozoa; Anthoathecata; Hydractiniidae.